This is a messenger RNA of Sipha flava (yellow sugarcane aphid), 705 nucleotides long. RefSeq lists its product as uncharacterized. NCBI's taxonomy places the organism in Eukaryota, Metazoa, Arthropoda, Insecta, Hemiptera, Aphididae. Bases 1 to 705 code for a protein of 234 amino acids. The transcript has 2 exons. The record is from RefSeq and is a predicted model, not a curated record. Gene Ontology annotation, molecular function: nucleic acid binding.
AUGUUGAUUGGAGGGGAUUUGUACUCAUUCAUUCUAGAAUUACAGCCGGAUAUUAUCUAUCGUCCGGGUCUGCCCUCAGCCUUGCAAACGCAGUUUGGAUUGGUAAUAGUCGGAGCCAUACAAGGGUCAAAAAAACGAGCAGCCAUUCGGAAAAUUGUACAUGAAUGUGUUAGAUGUGUGUGCUAUAGAGCAGCGUGUCCACAGCCAGGAGACUUGCCACAACAACGAAUACAACUUCAUCGCCCAUUUGCAUUUGUCGGUAUGGAUUACGGUGGACCAUUUAUCGUGAAAGAAAGCCGUCGACGAGGUGCUAAGACUAAUAAGGCUUAUCUUGCUCUGUUUGUAUGUUUGUCGGUUAAGGAAAUCCAUCUGGAAGUAGUAAGCGACUUAUUUACGGAUGCGUUCCUUGCUGCCUUUGAUCGCUUCACUGCUCGCCGUGGAAUACCUAUUGAAAUACGUUCUGAUUGUGGAACAAAUUAUGUAGGUGCUGCUCGACAAUUAAAAUCGUUAUUCAAUGAAGCAAAAACCCAAGAUACACUUCUAAGUAUGAUCCCAUGCCAGUGGUAUUUUAAUCCAUCCACUGCCCCUCGCUUUGAAGGAAUCUGGGAGGCGGCAGUAAAAAGCGUGAAGACUCAUCUGAGAAAAGUCAUCGGUGAUCAAAUAUUGACAUCAAAAGAAUUGACUACGCUAAUUAUUCGCAUCUAA